UUUGAGUUGGGGAACGGCCUGAUCGCGUUCAUUCCGGCGUUCUCAUCAUGAUCCAGAAGAACUUCUCUUGCCCUGAAUUUAGAAGAAGAAGCCCGGAAGAGGUUUUCCUCGAUCUCAUGUAAUGAGUUUGCGGCUGGAGUAUUUGAGCCCCUCCCAGGCUAAUUGGCUUAUAGGCCUCUCUCCCACCUUGACCACUACCUACCUGCCCACUUCGCAAGCCACCGCAGUCCGCCAACUUGGUCAUUCUGUCCCUUUUGAAAGCUGCCCCAGCAAAAACAUUAUUCCUUAGCGCCCCAGCGUUCAAUCGUUCAGCAUGACUAUCUACCGCUCCAAGCGUCCAGACUUCGAUUAUGCUCCUUCAACUAGUAUCUUUACCUUCUUGAAACGCAAUGAAAGUCCUUCAGACGCUAAGCGGGUCGCUUUCAUCGACGCUGUUACGGACGAACGGAUCACUCGAGGACAGGUUUUCGACUUUGCUUUGAGAGUCGGUUAUGGUGUCAAGCAGAUUGGGGGGAAGCGUGGAGAUGUUGCCAUGAUCCUCUGCCCAAACUCCAUUGCAUGGCCUUACACGUUCCUCGGACUUCAAGCUGCAGGUCUCCGUCCAACUCUAGCAAACGUAGCAUACACGCCCCCCGAACUAACACAUCAACUCAAAGACUCCCGGGCCCAUCUCAUCUUUGUUCAUCCAUUGCUUUUCCCUACCGUCAUCAACACCCUGAACGGUUUAGGUUUGAAAGAAGGCGAGAUCAAGAAGAGGGUGAUCAUCAUGAGUCAUACGAGUCAGGAUGAAAAGGAUGAGAAGACUGUUGGGAUUCCUGCUUCGUGGAGGAGGUUGAAGGAGUUGAGGAAUGGAGGGAAGCUCGCUAAGGAAGAAGAGUUUAAUGGGUCUCAGGUUCACGAGACGGCUUUGCUUUGUUAUUCCUCGGGGACGACUGGACUGAGCAAAGGGGUGGAGACGACGCAUGAGAAUAUCACUUCCGUCAUUCAGAUUUCGAAACCCGUCUUUCCUCCAAUUUCUUCUGAUAAAGAUGUCGGCCUCGCCGUUCUCCCAUUCUUUCAUAUUUUAAUUUCUCUCGUCGUCCUCUUCUUCUUUGACUUUAAAGUUCCCAACGUCGUCAUGGCAAAGUUCGAACCCGUUCUCUUCUGUGCUUCCGUCGAGAAGUACAAAGUUACCACAUCCGCCAUCGUUCCACCGAUUCUAUUGGGUUUGACCCUUCAUCCUGCGGCCAACAAGUAUGAUCUACGGACGAUCAAAACGCUCUUUUCUGGUGCUGCUCCUUUGAGUGCUGGUCUUGUGAAAAGGGUCAAACAAAAGUUUAUAUCUCGGGGCAAUCAUGACGCUGUUAUUACCCAAGGGUAUGGUCUCACGGAGACUUCACCUACGGCGAUCUGGUUCUUGCGGCUUCUCCUUCCGAACCUUGAGGUACGCCUCGUCGACGAUGACGAAAAGGAUGUACCUCCUGGACCUGACAGUCGAGGAGAGCUAUGGAUUAGAGGGAAGAUCAUCAUGAAGGGAUACUUGAACAACGCGAGGGCAACGAAAGAAUGUAUCACCCCAGAUGGAUGGUUCAAAACGGGUGAUAUUGCCAUCAUCGAUAAUGAAGGCUUUUACUAUAUCGUCGAUCGUAAGAAGGAACUCAUCAAGUAUAAAGGGUUCCAAGUUCCUCCCGCCGAUUUAGAAGCGGUCUUGCUCACUCAUCCGGAUGUCGCUGAUGCUGGUGUCAUUGGCAUCUACUCUCAAAAGGACGAAACCGAACUCCCUCGUGCCUACAUUUCACCCAAGAACGCUGCGCUGGCCGACCCUAAAAAUCGUGAUCAAUGCAAAGCGUUCGAAAGAGCCGUUCAAGAUUGGAUCAAGUCUAAAGUGGCGCAUCAUAAACAAUUGAGAGGUGGGGUGAUCGUCAUCGCUGCUAUCCCCAAGAGCCCGACGGGGAAGAUUUUGAGGAGGGAGUUGAGAGAGUUGGCUAAGCAGGAGGCGAAGGCUACUAGUGCUACUGCGAAACUCUAAAACUUUCUGCCGAACCCUACUUUUUUUUUAUGGCGUGCAAUUAAUCUUGUAUGAUGUUCUUCUAUAUCAGCGGUUCUAUUGCCCCUUCGUUUCCCAUUUAUGGUGGAAAUUUUUUGAGUUGCUCGUUUUUGAUUUCAUCUUCAGAUAUGUGUGUGAUUAAAAGUAAUAAAUUGUACAAUCAUUACUACUAUGUAUGCUAGCCUGCUCCAACACAUUGCCGG
This is a messenger RNA of Cantharellus anzutake, 2229 nucleotides long. RefSeq names its product AMP binding protein. The record is from RefSeq and is a predicted model, not a curated record. The transcript is spliced from 11 exons. Gene Ontology annotation, molecular function: CoA-ligase activity. Lineage: Eukaryota; Fungi; Basidiomycota; Agaricomycetes; Cantharellales; Hydnaceae. Gene Ontology annotation, biological process: secondary metabolic process. Bases 314 to 2008 code for a protein of 564 amino acids.